AUGGACGCUAGCCCCAAGAGGGAUUGGAGCCAGGCUCUGGCAGAGGUCCAGGAGCGGACAGCAGCAUCAUACCACUCGGUACUUCGGUAUCAUGCGAACGAUAGAAACCAUGUUGGAACUGUGAAGCUCACUUUGAGGUUACUAUGCGGCACGCUCCACAGCUUGUCUCUUUUAGUGGAAGAGUUCACCGCUCAUGGAAAAGGCUGGAUGCAUUUCCAGAAGAUCAAUCCCGACUUCAACUUGCUCGAUGAGCUAAGCACAACACUUGAGAAUCUAAACCAACAGAUGGGGCAUGAGAGUCUCGAUCAAAAUGUUCUUAAGCAUCUUCAACGGCUGCUGGGCGUAUUUACAACUGCUGCCGCUACUGACAACUAUUUCGCAUUGGUUAUCGCCUUAUCAAAUAGCACUUCUCGAAUCCCACCAUCAAACCAUUUUGUACCGAAAGAGUCAGAUCGAGCCAAUGGGCAAAAUGGCUCAACGGAAGAGUCUGCCCAAUAUUCAUUCGACGCUGCCGAGACUUGCGUAAGUAACUUGCUGGACCCAAUUCACAACCGCAAGCCAGACAGCUGUUUUUCAUUUCGGAACUAUGCUGCCCAAAGAGAUGCGAUGCAUCCUUCGUACGGUGAAAGCGCGUUACGAUUGCCAAAUAUUGCAGAAAAACAUUGGGAAAGCGCUCUGCAACCCUUUGAAGUUCCCGAUAGUCACGAGAUCAAAAUCAUUCAAGCAGACCUGAAGCGUCUAUUUCACCCGAAAAAGACGGCAAACUUUGAGCAGUGGAUUCUUGAAUACGCACGGAAGCAGUGGCCUGAGCGAUUUGACACGACUUCUCGCGCUCUCUCAAUGCAGCCAUUAUCGCGUUUGAUGUCCGUUGUUUUUGACCCCUCAUUCCGAACUCUACAUGUGGCUGCUGCCUUGGGUUUACCUAGUCUCUGCCAGUGGCUAAUUUCGGAGGAGCAAAAGGGAAUCGUCCGUCAAAGUAGCCCUAUAGGGGUAUCUUUUUACUGUGCACUACUUGGACCAAACGCACUAUUAGGGCGUGUUGAUGACCCAGUGCAACUGCUCGUCGACAUGCGCCCAUCAUCCCAUCAAGAAAAGACCCUUCAACUACUCUUGGACGCUGGCGCAUUGCGACAUCUUGAAACAACUGGAAUCGGCCCAAGUAAGGACGAACAUGUCUCGCUAGCCACCUUGUCGUUUCUAGUUUGUCACAAUCUACGGGCUCCGCAACUGUUUCUUAACAUUUUGGAAUCGGGUGUUAAUUUUGAUGAGAGAUUCGUACAAUUGUUUGAGGGAGAUAACUCUAUCCUGAAGCAUUGGCCUUCGAUACUGUCGCAAAUUUCGCGUCCCUUUCUGGAAAGCGUUUUGCCUGCGAUCCUAGACAAAUCUGUCAUAGGAUAUGAUAGUUAUGAAGACAUGUCAUCGUUGGCACGAGGGAUAUACGAUAUCAUCGACCAUUACGACGAGGAAAGCACAUGGAUAGAACCUACAACAAGGAAACUUGAUGUAUCAGACAACACUUAUGACUUCAUGGUGCGUGAAGCAGUUCAAGAGGGCGAUGUCGCAAUUGUCAGAAGACUUAUACAAGACUCUCGCUGGGACCCUGAUAUUUUUAUAACCGGGAAAAGAACAGUAUCGACAUCAGCGGGCGGUACUUCGCUGCCCCCUACGCCAUUGAAGGGAACAUCACUUCUUCAUUAUGCAGUAGAAUCAAAUGGUUUGCCGCUGGUCCGUAUUAUUCUGAAAUCUCGGAAAGAUGUCAAUGUUCAUGUUCGCAACAACAACGAUCAGACACCUCUAAUGUUGUCAGAAUCGCCAGAGAUAUUCAAGCUUUUGCACGACUACGGCGCUCGAACAACAGACACCGAUGACGUCGGUCGCAAUGUUUGGCAUUUUGCGGCGGCCAACUCCGAUAUCGAUCUGAUCGACUGUCUAGUAGAAAAUGACGAAAACAUGGACGAAAACCUAAGGGGUUUAAUGCUGGGAGGCCAAACACCCAUCGCACAAGGCAUUCUUUACCCGUUCAAGCAGAUGCGAAAGGAGCCAAAGUCAACGAUAAGACCUCCAAUCAGCGCUUUACAUAUGCUGAAGGUGUGCAAAAGAGAUCCCGCCUACCUCCAGAGCACGAUCCCUCUUUUGUUCCUCGCUGCUGAAUGGGGAUCUGAGGAACUGGCAUCCAGCUUGAUCGACUUUGGCGCUGACGCUGCCUUCGUCGAUGAUAAGGGGCAGUCUGCUCUGCACUUCUUGAACGUUUCCGCCACGGAAGGGCUGAUACUGGCGCUUCAAAAAGCUUGCCAUGCCCCGGUUCUCAACAAGGAGGGAAUGACGCCCGCAGAAACCAUCUUCGCAGCCUUCAAUGAGACGGCCAAAUUAGGCCGUUUCCCGGAUAAGCCGCUUAAUCACCCUGCCAACUCUCGAUCGCUUCUUGCGUCUGCAUACGAACUACUUCUGACUACUGAGACUCUUGCUUCUUGUGACAGCACUGGUGCCGGACUGUGGGAACGCUUUGCCCAAAAGGUAAUAUGUCAGUGGGGCCCUCAAUGGCGUACUGAAUCAACAGCCAGCGCAUCUUUGCGUACUGCGGUCAAUUGUCUGAUCAACGCAGGAGCAGUAGCAAGCUAUGAGCAAGAAAAUAAUCAAUCAGGGCUCAUUCCUGUCCUUGAAGGCUGGACAAAGACUAGCCUAGACCGAGUUUCCGCAGCGUCUUGGAUAGGAGACAUUUUGGAACUAAUUUUCCAUGCAUCAAGUCGAAGAUACGAGUUCAGUGAUUCUCCAGAGGCUGUCAAGUACCUCAAAUUGGCUAUACGGCAAGGAAAUCAUGUUAUCGUGCAGGAUCUCGUCGGUAUGAAGGUGUCCCUUCACGUACGGCACGAUGGUGUGUCGGCCAUGGAGUUGGCAUGCCAAGUGUACAAUGGCUGUGAUGAAACAAUGUUCAACACACUUUUGGAUCAUGCAGACCCCAGCAAGCUUAAUGAUACAGAUCCAUCCGGCGUUGGUCUUCUUCACAAGCUAAUUGAUGGUAUGGUAUUGGAUCGAGAUCGCAAGCUUGAGGCUCUCUUACGAAGAGGUUGUGACCCAAACCCACCACCGGGAAUUGGAAAGGACCCUGUGUUGGUGUCCUAUGUCAAGGAGCGCCAAAUUGACGCUGCGUUGACUCUCCUGCAUUUCGGCGCCGAUCCCUCAGCCACAAACAGCUUCGGCAUGGACGCUGCAAUCGCUGCCGCCUCGAGGGGGAGCUUGCGUAUUUUGGAGGAGAUAAGACAUUGCAAGCCAGGAUUUGACUGGGGGAGAAAAUGCGUCUCUCAUUUUGCUAUUUGGGGCGCCACUGGUAUGGACCGCACCACCACGAUGCGCGAUUGUACUGCGCUGCACCUGGCGGCACAUAACGGGCAUGAAGCUGUGCUUCAGCUAUACAUAAAGGACCUCGGACUGGACAUUGAAUCUGCUACGGUGGAUGAGCUCUGGAGACCUCUUCACUCUGCUGUCGUGGGCGGAUUUGCGUCUUGCGUGCGGACUCUCCUGGAACACGGAGCAGAUCCAGCAGCCAGGGACUAUCAAGGCUGCACGCCUCUGACAGUAGCGGUUCAUAACAACCGUAUCGAAGCAACUCGUGUGCUGCUUGAUCUUGGUCUAAAGAAUAACAGCCACAUGGAUAUUGCUGAGCCUUUCGUGCGAGCAGUCGUCACUGGCCGCAAGGAUAUAAUUCGGCUCUUCAAGCCUUAUCUGAUGACGAUAGUGCCCGGUCCGCCAAACGGACUGGGAGUACCAAACACAUCGCCAAAGGUGGUUGGAGUGGUCUUGGAGAAUUUGAUCGCUGGGGGAAAUAUGGAUGACUGCGCCAAGGUUUUGGACUUGGUUGAGCCCUCGGCCAGGGACUCUAUCAGGCUAGCCUGUGGGAAGUGCUCACCGAUGGUCUUGGCUUUGAAGUUGCAGCAUUUCCACAUUAGUCGUCUCUUUAUCGAAUUGGGCAUGACAUCCCACUUCGUAGGAGGCCAUUGCUUCCGUCAUAUCGGCGGCUUCUUCCCGGGUAUGUCGGGUCAACUAUUUGAGCCUACGGCCCUCCACUACGCAAUCAACCGACUGAAAAGCGAAAUAUCCACGGAUGAAAAGGCUGUAGUGACGCAAUUACAGGACCUGUCAGACUGGACUCAGUAUUCUUUGAGCCCAAUGCAUACCGCUGCCCGCAGGGAAGAUGAUGUAGGAGCACGCCUCAUUGUCGAUCACAUCCGCGAGCAUCCUGAGAGGUAUAUACGGCUGCUCCGGGAGCCUCGUCGUUGGCCACAACCCAACAGUAGCGUGCUUGACAAUAGGGAGAUUAUUGCAAAACAAACUGAUGACGACACCCCGAGUACAUCUGACGGGAUCAUAAGACAAAUAGUCAAUCAACGAGUUGCUUCACAUGAUCACUCGGCGUACGAAAAGGGAACAACUCCGCUACUCACAGCAAUCAGUAAUUCUUUUUUGGAGACUACGAGAUUUCUUGUAGAGCACGGAGCGGACGUUAACAUGCCUCAUGAAAAUAACGCUACCACUCCUCUCCACGAGGCGGUUAGCAAUGAUUUCGUCGAAGGAGCGAGGUACCUUUUGGAGAAGGGAGCCAACCACAACCUCAGAGACUCGCAAUCUUACACGCCUUUAGCUCUUGCAGUCGUCCUGGGACAUUUUGAAAUGGCCCAAUUGCUCGUAGACCACGGAGCCAAUCUGGAAGUAUACGAUUCCGACGGCGUCGGUCUUCUCAGCAUCUGCGGUGAAAAGGCAAUGCAUCCCGAGAUGUUUGUAUGGCUGUUGAGCCUUGGCCUGGAUCCGUAUAAGCCGGACAAAUCAGGAUAUACGCCUGUCCACGACACGAUUCUCAGCAACGGGCUUCCGGGCAUCGUCUUCAACUAUGGGUUCGACUUUUCACGAGUCAGUGAGAUUCGCAAGGGGCUUCUGUCUCUGAUAAUUGAGUUUGUGCAAGGAAAGGCGAAUGGUGUUCUCAUCCGGCUUCUCAAACGGCUUCCAAAGGAGAAGAAGUUGGAAAUGGUUAACUCGAUCCCGACUGCGUUCAUCAGCCCGCUAUGUAAUGCAGUGGUGCAGGAUGAGAUGGGCUGUUUGCAUACAUUGCUUGCUCAUGGCGCAGAUGUUGACGUGGAGGGGUCAGUAGAGGGGUCGGCGCUGAUGGUUGCCUGUGCGAUUGGCAGGUUCGACGCUGUGAGGGUGCUCGUUUACAGAGGUGCGAAGAUUGCGUAUGACACGGUGCUCGCGGAUGGCUGUCGUGUUUUCCGAAGCGCGCUUGCAUAUGCGGAACCGUUUCCGGAAAUUGUUCGGUGGCUUCUUGUCGAGAGGCAUACGUCUCAGAGAAGAUUGGAGUUCUGCACGGAUGGUUCGGCUGGUCUUGAAGAAGUGGUGAUGCCGUGGAGCGGCAUUCACGUGGCGGGGUACGAGCUGGUUGGGGCUGGGGCGCAUGGUGUUCGCAAAAGGGAGGAAUCGAGCCUUGACUUUGCUGAGCGGCUAGAUGAGAUACGCCGGAGUUUGAGAGGGAUGAGUGUGCGGGUUCUGAACUUGGAUUAG
Messenger RNA from Colletotrichum truncatum, 5547 nucleotides. Its product is annotated as ankyrin unc44. Gene Ontology annotation, biological process: protein localization to ciliary inversin compartment. NCBI's taxonomy places the organism in Eukaryota, Fungi, Ascomycota, Sordariomycetes, Glomerellales, Glomerellaceae. Gene Ontology annotation, molecular function: protein binding. The record is from RefSeq and is a predicted model, not a curated record. Gene Ontology annotation, cellular component: ciliary inversin compartment.